Messenger RNA from Pecten maximus, 1106 nucleotides. Its product is annotated as YEATS domain-containing protein 4-like. NCBI's taxonomy places the organism in Eukaryota, Metazoa, Mollusca, Bivalvia, Pectinida, Pectinidae. The transcript has 8 exons. The record is from RefSeq and is a predicted model, not a curated record. Gene Ontology annotation, biological process: regulation of DNA-templated transcription. Bases 181 to 864 code for a protein of 227 amino acids.
ACAUGUAAGUUUGUUGUGAUACAUUCUCUGUGUGAUUACUGUGUAUAAUAUGCCAUUUCUUUAUGCUAACUGACUAUUUUAGCGUAUAAAGAGUCAUAUAUAACGACACAAUAUUGUGAUUAGUUUAUAGAAAAAAACAUUGGCAUUAUAAACAGAGCGAAUACUGACAAACUUCACUGAAUGGCUGAAGUUGCGUCCGAAGCAGGCGGACGUAUAAAGGGUACCACUGUGGUGAAGCCGAUCGUGUAUGGUAACAUCGCUCGAUAUUUUGGGAAGAAAAGGGAGGAAGAUGGACACACCCAUCAAUGGACUGUCUAUGUAAAACCGUAUAAAAAUGAGGAUCUAUCGGGGUACAUCAAAAAAAUUCACUUCAAACUUCACGACAGUUACCCCAACCAUAACAGAGUGGUAACAAAGCCUCCAUAUGAAGUCACAGAGACGGGUUGGGGAGAGUUUGAAGUGAUCAUCAAAAUCUACUUUGUGGAUCCAAAUGAACGACCAGUAACAGUGUACCACCUGUUGAAGUUGUUCCAAAGCGAGACAGACAUAAUGCUGGGAAAGAAAUCUUUGGUUGUGGAGUAUUAUGACGAGUUGGUGUUCCAGGACCCGACAGCCAUGAUGAAUCAUGCCCUCACCAAUACACGACCGAUGUCCCUGGGGACAUACAAACACGAGACAGAUUUUGAUGAACGAAAGGAAAAGACAAUUAAUAAUAUUAAAGCUGCCAAUAAGAAGAUUCGCUACGAGAUACAGGAACUUAACGAACGCUUGAAACAGAAAAAAGAAAAUAUCAACAAGCUAAAAGAACAUAUCAACAAAGUCGAGGAUGUGGACAUACAGCCAGAUGUGGAAAGUGUAACGUGAUCUACCGAAAUGUGUGUCGUAUUUCAUCUCAAUCAGGAAAAUAUUUCAAACAUUCUGGAAGAUGUUGAAAUUGUACCAUAAUGAGAAAUCUGAGUUUUGUUCAGAUUUUUGAAAUAAUGGUGUGUGUACAUCCAACAAUGACGUUGUUCAAAACAAUAUUGACAUUCGAGGAGAGGCAAUCCUGUGUGUUGUAAACAUGUUUGUGAUGGAAGAAAUCAUUGCUUUCUAUUAAAUGUUGACAA